AUGGUCGCAAGAAGUGGGAAUCCUGAUCGGACGGUGCAAGAUACUCCGGCGAACAGUGAGAUUCUUGAUGAUCGGACGGUGGAAGUUAAUGCAGCGAAUGAUCUGCUGCAGUUGUCGAGAGUUGGUGAUGAAAGCGGCGGAGGAAACAGAGAGAAACGCGUUUUCCGAUGCAAGACUUGUAUGAAAGAUUUCUCAUCGUCUCAAGCUUUGGGAGGCCAUCGCAGCGCAAGCCACAGGAAGCCAGUUAAAAAGAGCAGAGACGAAAAGUCGUCAUCACUUUCUUCAGAAUCCGUCGUCACUACGAACAAGACCAAGAACACGUCCAAGAAGACGGCGUCGCAUAUUUGUCCGAUUUGUGGCAUAGAUUUUCCGAUGGGACAGGCUCUUGGUGGUCACAUGAAGAAGCAUUCGAACGAGAGAGAAUCCGGCGAGUUGGUUACACGUUCUUUUUUUCCGGAGACGACGACGUCGACGGUUACGACGACUUUGCAGGAACCGAGUAGUGGAAAGAGGGUUUUGUCUACGGAUUUGGGGUCAGAUUCGGUGGAGAGUAUGAUCAAUCUGAAUUUGGAGCUGGGGUCUGGGAAGAACGAGUAA
This is a messenger RNA of Eutrema salsugineum, 597 nucleotides long. Its product is annotated as zinc finger protein ZAT8. The coding region runs from base 1 to 597 and encodes 198 amino acids. Lineage: Eukaryota; Viridiplantae; Streptophyta; Magnoliopsida; Brassicales; Brassicaceae. The record is from RefSeq and is a predicted model, not a curated record. The transcript has a single exon. Gene Ontology annotation, biological process: response to stress; response to chitin.